This is a messenger RNA of Aphis gossypii (cotton aphid), 1315 nucleotides long. RefSeq lists its product as uncharacterized. Bases 101 to 1306 code for a protein of 401 amino acids. The transcript is spliced from 2 exons. NCBI's taxonomy places the organism in Eukaryota, Metazoa, Arthropoda, Insecta, Hemiptera, Aphididae. The record is from RefSeq and is a predicted model, not a curated record.
AAACACGCACGCGUAGUGAAAUUGACACGGCGUCAAUAACGUCCAGGAUUAAAACGGAUGAAAAUCGGUGACGUUUUGUCCAUUUUUUUUUAUACAAAUAAUGGUGAAAAAGGGAAAUUCAAACGUGGCCAACAACCAAGGCGGUUCAUCAGAAAUAGCUACUGUUAACGAAGUACACAUGUAUGGUACAAUUGGUGUUCUUUCAGAAUUUAAACCAGACGGUGAUUGGACAGUAUAUCAAGAACGCAUGGAACAGUAUUUUCUUGCAAAUAUGAUUCCCGAAGAACGCAAGGUACCACUUUUAAUUACUUGCAUGGGGGAAAAGGCAUAUAUUAUGUUAAAAGAUUUAUGCGAUCCUUUACCACCAGCCCAGUGUACUUACGCUCAAUUAUGUACAUUAUUAACCAGACAAUUUGCACCAAAAAUUUCAUUUUUUCGUAAACGCGAAGAAUUUUAUUCAUUACGUAAGGAUUCACACGAUUCGGUAAACGAUUGGUACAUUAAAAUUAAAAAUGCUGCAGCACAAUGCAAAUUCGGAAAAAAUUUAAAUUUUGCUUUAAAAGACAAGUUUAUCACUGGUCUAAAUGAUGGUAUCAUAAAAGACCGACUUUGUGAAGAAGAUUUAGAUAAAGAAUUAAAUGAAAUUGUUGAACUUGCGUUAAAAAAAGAAGCGACAAUUAAGACAACGCAUAUUACGGCUGACAUACAUAAGAUUGAAAAAAAAUUCAAGAGAACCAGCAACUUCAAAUCAAAAGGCGGAGGCGGUCAAGGAGGCACGACGCAAAACAGUCAAGCAGGUACAUCAAAGAAGUCAAGUCAAGGUAAGACAGAUUCAAAUUUAGCUUGUUACUACGCUAAUGUGGACUGUAACAGUCCGAGGUAUCAGGUAUGGCUUUUGGACGGUAUCUUUAUCCACGCUAUCAUAACUAGUUGCAUAACGCCCAAACAAGCUUGUUUCCAUUGUGGAAAAAAGAAUCAUGAUUUUUCUAAGUGUAAAUAUAAAAAUUACAAAUGCAAAAAAUGUUCUAAAAUUGGUCAUUUAGCAAUUAUAUGUAAAAGUAGUAUCGAUGUUAAGAAUAUUGACAUUAAGUCAGAUAAUGUAUUUAAAGAAUUUGAUUUAUUUAAUGUUAAUAGUAAUAUUAGUUUUGUACCUCCAGAAAUUAUUAAAGUUAAAGUUAAUGGUAUAGACAUUGAAAUGGAAUUAGACUCAGGGGCAACCAGUUCUUUUUUCACUGAAGAGAUUUUUAAUAAAAAAUUAGGACAUCUUUGUUUAGAGUCAUCCAAUGUUAAUUUAACCUUUUUUUGACGGUUCAAC